Molecule: messenger RNA, 381 nt
Organism: Racocetra persica
Lineage: Eukaryota; Fungi; Glomeromycota; Glomeromycetes; Diversisporales; Gigasporaceae
Source: the annotation of a GenBank genome assembly
AUGUUCUUGGCUGUGUCUUCGAACGACUUGGUCAUGCUUUCUAUUAACUCUUUGAGCUGGGCGGCAUUCAUGGUGGUUGAAUUAAACGGUGCAAGAAACCUUUCCAAGGGUUAUUAUACCGAAGAAACCAGUGAAGAAGACAAUGGGUUGUUUUAUAAUCCCUGGGAAGAAGUAAUAAGCCCAGCAAUAUACCUGACGAAUAUAGAAGAAGUACCGACUAAGGAAGAUACAGAAGCAAACCCUACGAUAGAAAAACAGAUAGAAAAGUUCCUACAAAAUGAUGCCCUAGACAAAGAAGAGAAGGAAAGGCAGAAACAUUUUUUCAGAAAGAAAGAAACAUAUUUACCAAUAAUAUGCAGGGUCUCGGGGAAACCACCAUAA